This is a messenger RNA of Peromyscus leucopus (white-footed mouse), 1163 nucleotides long. RefSeq names its product GIMAP family P-loop NTPase domain containing 1 (gene Gimd1). The transcript is spliced from 3 exons. Gene Ontology annotation, molecular function: GTP binding. NCBI's taxonomy places the organism in Eukaryota, Metazoa, Chordata, Mammalia, Rodentia, Cricetidae. Bases 352 to 1005 code for a protein of 217 amino acids. The record is from RefSeq and is a predicted model, not a curated record.
AUUAAGAUGGAAAACUUAUAACUUUCGCCAAGAAUGUUUCAUACUUUUGCUGUAGGAACCUUGUUAUUUAUUAGAAACACAGUUAAAGAGUCUAAUUCUGGAAACAGAGGUUUCAGGAAGUAUCUAUUAAAAUUAUAAGCCUGUCAAGUAACGUCAGUAGGCUCUGAUUAGAAGACAACAGCUAAUCACUUAUGAAGAGGAUGUCUGGUAACAGAUUAACUAAGAAAAAUAAUGCAGUAUCAGUCCCCUGCUGGUACCACGCAGUCAGGAGACUAAAGUUCAUUUCAAAGAAUACACUGUACCAGUUCCAAGGAAGUCUGUGAAGAAUAGGUUUCCAAGACGGCAAAAGCUAUGACAGACACCAACAAGAUGACCAUCAAUUUGGCUGUCUUUGGCAGGACUCAGAGUGGAAAAAGUUCUGCGGGGAAUACUCUUUUGGGAAGUGCUGACUUCUACAGCAGUUUCUCUCCAGGCUCUGUAACUGAAGACUGCCACCUGGGCCGCAGCUGUCACCUCCACAGCUUCAUGCGUCGAGGGGGACAAGAAGUAACCCUGCAGAUACAGGUCCUGGACACUCCAGGGUAUCCACACAGCAAGCUGAGCAUGAGACAUGUGAAGCAGGAAGUCAAGAAGGCCCUGGCACAUCACUUUGGACAAGAGGGUCUCCAUCUUGCUCUGCUCGUCCAGAGAGCAGAUGUGCCUUUCUUCGGACAGGAAGCACCUAACCCAGCCCAGUUGAUCCAGGAACUUCUGGGAGAUUCUUGGAAGAAUUACACUGCUGUUCUUUUUACCCAUGCAGAAAAAAUAGAAGAGGCAGGGAUCAGUGAAGAUGAAUAUUUGCACGAGGCUUCUGAUACACUGUUAACUCUGCUAAAUUCUGUUCGGCAGAGGUAUGCUUUCUUGUAUGAAAAAGGUAACUUGUGCAAUGAACAAAGAUUUCAAGUCUUAGAAAGAAUCAUGGAAUUUAUAAAAGAAAAUCAUUAUCAAGUUCUUAGUUUUACAUAAAAUUUAAGUGAAAAGAAAAGAGCACUGGGUAUCACUUAGGGUAUGGAAAUCUGAUUUUAAAAUCUUGCCUUUGUUCACAUGAAUAUUGGAAAUGAGAAUUCCCUGUACUGCUGUAUAGCCAUUUUGGAAAAUUAUAAAUAAAGACUAAUAUCAAGGAU